AUGGCUGACGCAGGCUUCUUCAAGGGCACGUCCGCCGACCAAGAUCGGCGGUUUUCCGACAAGGAGCUCAAGCUUCUCAAAACAAUGAAGUUCCCUUCCGAGUUUGACAAAAAGGUCGAUAUGCGAAAAGUCAACUUGUCAGUCAUACGACCAUGGAUCGUCAAGAAAGUCGUCGAGCUCGUCGGAUUCGAAGAUGAGGUGGUUGUGGAAUACGCGAUGGGUCUACUCGAGGAUGACUCCCAGCCGACACCAGACCCGCGCAAAAUGCAAAUCAACCUUACUGGCUUCCUCACCAACUCGACCCCCGCUUUCAUGACCGCUCUCUGGACCCUUCUCCUUGAAGCACAAGAUUCGCCUGCCGGUGUCCCACGCACUUUCGUCGAAGAGAAGAAAGAGGAGAUGCGCCUUGCCCGCGCUGGCGACACACGUGCCAUCGAGGAGCGCGACCGCCGGGCGCGGCUUGACGACGAGGAAGAGGCGGUGGUGGUAGAGGAUUCGAAGAACGAGGGGACCGUCCCAGAGACAGUGGAUGGGGAGCUCGAGGCGGGGAGGAGGCCGUCCCCGUUCACCCCCACCGCGUUUAUCACCCCCACGCCGCCGUCGUUCCCCCUCCGACUCUCGGAGCUCUCGCUCUCGUUCUCGCACACCCCGCCGCCUUCGCUCGCCUCCCCGUGGAGGUCGUUCGCCUUCCCGCACACCCCCUGCUCGUUCUCCUCAAAGACGCAAGCGUCGCUCCCCUUCUCGCUCUCCCUCGCGGUCGCGAUCGCGCUCCCGGUCCCACCCCAAAAGACGUGGUGGCUCUCCGGGACCUUCACGCGACCGGCACUCUCGUAG
Molecule: messenger RNA, 834 nt
Organism: Epithele typhae
Lineage: Eukaryota; Fungi; Basidiomycota; Agaricomycetes; Polyporales; Epitheliaceae
Product: PWI domain-containing protein
Exons: 6
Coding region: 1-834 (277 amino acids)
Biological process (GO): regulation of mRNA splicing, via spliceosome; mRNA processing
Cellular component (GO): spliceosomal complex
Molecular function (GO): RNA binding
Source: RefSeq, a predicted model, not a curated record